AACACCUAAAAGGUAGAGAGAAAGAAAAUGGUGAACGAUAAAAAGAUGCUUCCAAAACGUAUCAUACUCAUGCGCCACGGCGAGUCCGCCGGCAACAUCGACCAAGGAGCUUACGCAACCACGCCCGACCACAAGAUCCCUCUAACCGAAGAAGGACGAGCGCAGGCACGUGAGGCCGGUAAGAAGAUGAGAGCCUUGAUUUCAACUCAAAGCGGCGGCACGUGCGGAGAGAACUGGCGCGUGUACUUCUACGUGUCACCGUACGAGAGAACGAGGACAACGUUGAGGGAAGUAGGGAAAGGGUUCUCGAGGCGGCGCGUGAUAGGAGUGAGGGAAGAGUGUAGGAUUAGAGAACAAGAUUUUGGGAAUUUUCAAGUGGAAGAGAGGAUGAGAGUUGUGAAGUUGACAAGGGAACGUUUUGGGAGAUUUUUUUACCGUUUCCCCGAGGGUGAAUCUGCUUCUGACGUUUAUGAUCGUGUUUCAAGUUUCUUGGAGUCACUGUGGAGAGACGUGGACAUGAACAGGCAUCAAGUGGAUCCAUCUAGUGAGCUGAACCUAGUGAUUGUGUCCCAUGGGCUGACCUCUCGUGUGUUUCUGAUGAAAUGGUUUAAGUGGACGGUGGAAGAGUUCGAGCGGCUGAACAACUUAGGAAACUGCGAGUUUAGGGUGAUGGAGUUAGGUGCGGGAGGAGAGUACACUUUUGGAAUACACCACACCAAAGAAGAGAUGUCGGCUUGGGGCAUGUCUAAAGAUAUGAUUGAUGAUCAGAUGGUUCGUGUUGAUGGUUCUCGUGAAAUACUGAACGAUUGUUGUACAUUGCAUCUCGAUGAGUAUUUCGAUUUGUUAGAUGAGACUGACGAGGAAGAAGGAUGCUCUGAUUAUUGAUAUGUACAUUACUAUUGUAUUUGCUUCUGAAAAAAAAAAACUAAGAAUUAUCCCAUUUGUUGUUUGGUUCAUCACUUGUAAAUCAAGUUUAGUAGUAUCGAAUAUACAUGUUUCGUACAGUAAAAAGUGGUCUAAUUCCUCAACACCAAUUAGUG
Molecule: messenger RNA, 1040 nt
Organism: Eruca vesicaria subsp. sativa (arugula)
Lineage: Eukaryota; Viridiplantae; Streptophyta; Magnoliopsida; Brassicales; Brassicaceae
Source: the annotation of a GenBank genome assembly